Molecule: messenger RNA, 1017 nt
Organism: Hemiscyllium ocellatum (epaulette shark)
Lineage: Eukaryota; Metazoa; Chordata; Chondrichthyes; Orectolobiformes; Hemiscylliidae
Product: histone H2A-like
Exons: 2
Coding region: 10-399 (129 amino acids)
Cellular component (GO): nucleosome
Molecular function (GO): structural constituent of chromatin; DNA binding; protein heterodimerization activity
Source: RefSeq, a predicted model, not a curated record
CUUCUAAUCAUGUCUGGAAGAGGAAAGGGCGGUGGGAAAGGUCGUGCCAAGGCGAAGUCUCGAUCGUCCCGGGCUGGCCUGCAGUUCCCGGUGGGCCGUGUUCACAGGCUCCUGAGAAAGGGUAACUAUGCUGAGCGUGUGGGUGCCGGAGCGCCGGUCUAUCUGGCUGCGGUGCUGGAGUAUCUGACGGCUGAAAUCCUGGAGCUGGCUGGCAACGCGGCCCGGGACAACAAGAAGACCCGCAUCAUCCCCAGGCACCUGCAGCUGGCCGUGCGCAACGACGAGGAACUCAACAAGCUGCUGGGAGGGGUGACCAUCGCUCAGGGCGGGGUGCUGCCUAAUAUCCAGGCCGUGCUGCUGCCCAAGAAAACUUCCGCUGCUGGAUCUGCUAAAAAGUGAAGAGACCAUUCUUGAAUCUGACAACCCAAAGGCUCUUUUAAGAGCCACUCACAGCAUCUGUGAAAGGAGCUGUAAUCUCUGUCGGGUUGAAUUACUUUCCUUUUAAUAUGUAGAGCCCUGGCCGUUGUACCUGACAUCACUAAAUUUCUAUUUCGUUUUUAUUGGAUAUUGUGGGAGCAGAGGAAGAUAAUAUCAUCGAAUACGAUUGUAAGGGUGUCUGGAACGACAUUAUUUCUCAUCGCACGGCUACUGUCUGAGUGAUCAUUAUGCUUGAUCAAUGUUCGAGUUUUGAAUAGUGUCACGGAUGUUCCCGAUCGAGUUUGGCUUCACAUUUCCUUUUAAUUGCAUCAAUAAACUGAAUCCUCCCACUGUCUCUGCACCAUACACCUCUGCAAUUUAUUCUCUGCUCGGUUCAUACCCACUCUUAUUUUCGCCAGCCUCUGGAGAGAGAGCGUGUUCAACAGCAGUCAGUCAUUUGUCAGCUGUAAAAGCCAGAUUACCUGUCCGAAAACAAUCGCUGCCCGAACGAGUAAGAAUGCGCCACAUAACACAGCCGCAGGCUCCCAGAGUGUUAUGCCUGGGAAAUGUAAAUACCGUAAUAUGUAACGUUAAUGUCUG